AUGCACUUCAAGGCCUCUUUCUUGGCUGCCGCCGCCGCCGCCGGCCCGGCCAUCGCCCACAGCAGCUCAGUCCAGACCACCACCUCUGCUUCGGCUUACUUGGGAGGACUGAACCUCUACUGGGGACAGUACGGCCUUCCCGAUGACAGGCUUGCGAACUACUGCGAUGCCCCCGGCGUCACCUCUGUUUCUCUCUCCUUCGUCACUUACAGCCCGAAAUGGGGUAACGGAUACCCGGGAACCAACUUCGCCGGCCACUGCGGCGGCGAGGUGUUCUUCAAGAACCCCUUGACCGGCCUGACCACCAAGCUCAUCACCAACUGCGACUACAUCAAGACGGACAUCAAGUACUGCCAGAACAAGGGAAUCAAGGUGCUUCUGAGUGUCGGCGGCCAGUGCGACACGUCCCUGACCGGCGGAAACGGAUGCCCCUACGACGUCGAUAGCGAAGCCGCUGGCCAUGAGUUUGGAGAGCUCCUGCACAAGACUUUCGGUCCCUACGACCCAACCUGGGCUGGUCCUCGUCCGUUUGAUAUCAGCUUGACGGAGCACGUCUCCGUCGACGGUUUCGACAUCGACUUUGAGUUCAAGUACGCCGACCAAAAGCCCUACAUCGCGCUGGUUGAGAAGCUCCGCAGCUGCGGCAACUACUACAUCUCUGCCGCUCCCCAGUGCCCUACCGGCGACCAGUGGUUCCAGCUGAAGGAGCUCAUCUACACCGUCAAGUUCGAUGCCCUCUUCAUCCAGUUCUUCAACAAUCCCGGCUGCCAGAUCUCCGACACCCCCAACUACGAUGACUGGGAGACCGUCAUCUCUCAGACUUCGCAGAGCAAGGAUGCCAAGCUGUACCUCGGUGUUCUCGCCAGCCCUGCCGCUGGCUGGGCUGGUUACGUCGCCCCCUCCGUCGUCAAGGACUUGAUCUGCAAGGUCAAGGCCAAGGCGCACUUUGGCGGUGUCUCUGUCUGGGACGCCACCCGCGGCGGCAUGAACCUCGUCGGCGGCGAGGCUUUCCACGUUGCUAUCGCUGCUGCCCUGAAGUACGGCUGCGACGAAAUUCCUUCCAACAGCGCGUCCAUCUCGGCCUCCGCCUCGGCUUCUGUCGCCAACAGCGCGAGCGUCUCGGCUUCUGCUUCGGCGGCCAGCGUUAGUGCCAGUGCAUCUGCCUCGGAUUCCGGCCCCAUGGUUAACUCGGCUACCGUCUCCGUCUCCGGAUCCGCCAGCGGCGCCGCUUCUGCUUCUGCUUCUGCCUCUGCUGCCAACAGUGUCUCCGCUGCGGCCAGUGCGAGCGCGAGCGACAACGUGUCCGCCUCGGCAUCCGGCUCAGCUGCCAGUGCUUCUGCUUCUGGCUCCGGCUCCGGCUCUGGUUCCAUCUCUGACGCCGGCUCCAACUCGUUCACCAUCUCUGUUUCUGGGUCCGCGAGCGCCGCUGCAUCCGCCUCGGCGUCUGGAUCAGCUCCCAGUGCUUCCGCUUCUGACUCUGGCUCUGCCUCCGUCUCCGACGCUGGCUCCAACUCGGCCACAAUCUCUGCUUCUGCGUCUGCAUCAGCUUCUGCUUCGGCCACUGGUGCGUCAGUCUCGGGCUCCGUCUCUGAUGCCGGCUCUAUCGUUAACUCUGCCACUGUCUCCAUCCAUGGAUCUGCAAGUGAUGCCGCGUCCGCUUCAGCAUCCGUCUCUGGAUCCGCCAGCGGCGCUGCUUCAGCCUCAGCUUCCGCUUCUGCUGCGGCCAGCGCCAGUGCCAGCGCCUCUGCUUCGGCGACUGACGUCUGCGAGGAGGACAACGAUGGUUUCUCCUCCGGCACGGCGAGCAAGACCGGUAGUGCUUCUGCGGCUGCCACUGCCGGCGUUUCCGCGGGAGCUUCUGGUGGAAUCUCUGCUGUAGCUUCCGGCAGUGUUUCUGCUGCUGCGACUGGAGGUAGCAAUGUCUCCGCGAGCGGUUCCAACGCUGGAGCGACUGCCACCGCGGUUGCCACUGGCACUGACGGCCUCCCUCUGCCCACGCCUGUUGAUACCAACAACGCGUCUGGAAGCAACUCGGCCUCGGGAACUGCGAAGGCCGUCCCCACCGGCUCUGGCGCUAGCGGAAGUGCUUCUGGUGCUGGCUCUGCCACUGCAACUGUGGUUGCCACCGGCACCGAUGACCUUCCUUUGCCUACCCCGGUUGAUACCAACGGCGCAUCCGGUAGCGACUCUGCUACCGGAACUGCCAAGGCUGUUGUCACGGGCUCUGGCUCGCUCAGCGUCACUGGUUUCGUUUCUGACAAGGCUACUGGAACUGGUUCAACCGCUGUCCCUGCGCAGAACACCUUCACCCUCUCGCCGGCCAUGACCACCAGCACCGUGUUCACCACCUCGGUCUACACCGUCACCUCGUGUGCCUCUUCCAUCACCAACUGCCCUGUUGGCCAGGUGACCACUGCCACCAUCGCCUUGUACACGACCGUCUGCCCCGUCAGCGCCGUUUCCACUGCCGCUGCCACGCCUUCCACCACUCAGUUCACUACCAGCACCGUUUACAAGACCAACGUCUACACGGUCACCUCGUGUGCCUCCACCGUCACCAACUGCCCCGUCGGCCAAGUCACCACCAAGGUCGUCCCGUGGUACACCACCAUCUGCCCCGUCACUGCCGCGACCCCCACGACGAAGGCGUCUACCAAGGGCAAUGACAAGGCAUCCACCAAGACCGGAAAGGAGUCUCACAAGCACUCCAAGACGGGUAGCGCCUCCAAGACGCCCAAGGCCACGGACAACGGCAGCAGCCCCAAGACGACUCCUGGCCAGGGAGGCAACAAGGACGUUCCCAAGACCACUGGGGGUGACCAGGGCGGCAACAACCAGCCCUCGGUCAGCGUCCCUGCUUCUCCCAAGACCACGAGCCCCGGUGGCGGCAGCAGUGACAAGUGUACUGGCGCCAACUGCUCCAGCAACAAUGGCGGUAACAACGGUGGAAACAAUGGUGGAAACAACGGCAGCAAGGACUCAACCACGACGCUCAAGACGACGCUGACCGUCCCCAUCACGGCGGUCGGCAAGUCCAACUCCACUAUUCCGGCGACGGGCACCGGGUCCCCCAACAAGCCCACUUCCGGCAUCACCACGGCCACUCCCAUCACGACCAAGCCGGUCCAAGCUGGCGCAGGCAAGGUCGGCGUCGUUGGCUUCGCGGGACUUGCCGCGGUGGCCGCCGCAUUUCUUUUGUAA
Molecule: messenger RNA, 3201 nt
Organism: Colletotrichum gloeosporioides
Lineage: Eukaryota; Fungi; Ascomycota; Sordariomycetes; Glomerellales; Glomerellaceae
Product: Chitinase 3
Exons: 2
Coding region: 1-3201 (1066 amino acids)
Biological process (GO): carbohydrate metabolic process
Cellular component (GO): extracellular region
Molecular function (GO): chitinase activity
Source: RefSeq, a predicted model, not a curated record